Cinara cedri is the source of this 1728-nucleotide messenger RNA. The record is from the annotation of a GenBank genome assembly. Lineage: Eukaryota; Metazoa; Arthropoda; Insecta; Hemiptera; Aphididae.
AUGACUGAAGAUUAUACAAAAGGACACAGAAGGCGCUUAAGAGGAAAAAUUAUCUUGGACAGCGGACAAUCUCUCCUUGAUUAUGAGGUUUUAGAGUGUAUUCUGUAUUCCGCAUAUAGUAGAGUUGAUGUAAAGCCUAUUGCAAAGAAAUUAAUGAAUUACUUUGGCAGUUUAAACAAAGUUUUUAAUGCUGAACUGGAAGUAUUACGUAGCAUAGAUGGAGUAAAUGAUGCAGCAAUCUCUGCUAUCUUUUGUGUAAAGCAAGCUUUUGUUCGUUCUGCAAGAGAAGAAAUGAAGGAUUUACCUAUAAUAAAUAACUGGGGAAAAUUGCUUGAUUACUUAAGGGUCAGCAUAGGAAACAUCAACAAGGAAAAUUUUCGUGUAAUCUAUAUGAACAAAAGGUAUCGCCUAAUAGCAGAAGAUAUACAAAAUGUGGGCACAAUAGAUCAGACCCCUCUUUAUGUCAGAGAAAUCAUCAAACGUGCACUUGUAAUUGGCUCAACAUCCAUUGUAAUAUCACAUAAUCACCCCAGUGGAGAUGCACAACCUUCCAAUAGUGACAUAACUUUGACUAGACAAUUAGCAGAAGCUUGUCAAAGCACGGACAUAGAGUUAAUAGAUCAUAUUAUUAUUACAUUUAAUAACCACUUUAGUUUUAAGGAAAAUAAAUUGCUAUAGCUAAAAAUAAGUUUUCCAGGUGCUAGAGUGAAAAAGGUCUUGCACGUAGACGCAGAUCUAUCUUUUUUUAUUGGUAAAGCUAUUACAGAAGUCUAUAAUUUAGUUUAGAAUACUAUAAUUUGAAAAACAUUAGACCUCUUUCGAAACCGAUUUAUGGUAAGAGGAGAAGUGCAAGCGAGCACCGCAGGAUGUAUUUGAGGAGCGUAGCUCAGCUUCAACAACAAAAUAUCAGUUUCGAAAGAGGUCUAUUACAGCUACAUGCAUACUUAUUUGACUUAAGAUAAAAUAUAUUAAAUGAAAAGAGUGAGACUUUAUGUUAAAGAAGCUUUACUGCAAGACGUUAUUUUAGCACUAAAUCUGCAACAAAGCCACUACAUCCAAAAUGUUAUGCGGCUUAAGAAACACGACAACGUUUUUCUUUUUAAUGGAAAAGAUGGGGAGUGGUUAGGCGAAAUUAUUGACGUACCAUGUAAGUCGGUAAAAAUUAAAAUAAAGAAUUGUAUUGAGCAGCAGCAAUAUGAAGAAAAUUUAUACUUGUAUUGUGCUGUUGUAAAAAGCACUGCUUUAAGUAACAUAAUAAGACAAGCAACAGAAAUGGGAGUGACUUGCAUUCAAUUUAUCUUAACAAAACAUACAGUAAUAAGGGACGUUAACCUUGAAAGAGCAAAAUUACAAGCAAUUGAAGCAGCAGAACAAUGUGGAAGAAUGGAUAUACCAGAGGUUUUAUCUCCUAUUAAUUUUUGUAAUUUACCAGAUUCUCAGGAUAAAAAUUUUAUUUUAUGUGAUAAGACCGGUAAAAUGCUAAAGGAACCUAAUAGACCUCUUUCGAAACCAAUUUAUGGUGAGAGGAGAAGUGCAAGCAAAGCACCGCAGGAUGUACUUGAGGAGAGCUUGACAACAAAAUUGCCAUCAGAAAUUGAGUUUCGAAAGAGGUCAAUUGCUCUUAUUAUUGGCCCUGAGGGUGGUUUCUCAGAUGAUGAGCUUGACUUUGCCAACAAAUUUUGCCAAAAACUAAGCCUGGGAAAAAGAAUUCUCAGAGUUGAUACUGCA